Molecule: messenger RNA, 11865 nt
Organism: Chrysemys picta bellii (western painted turtle)
Lineage: Eukaryota; Metazoa; Chordata; Testudines; Emydidae
Product: anoctamin-7-like
Biological process (GO): chloride transmembrane transport
Cellular component (GO): plasma membrane
Molecular function (GO): chloride channel activity; protein dimerization activity
Source: RefSeq, a predicted model, not a curated record
ACGUAUCAAUGAGGACAGGAUAGCUGGGAUCAGAACCAGCCUGGGGUUACUCCCUGAGAGACUUGAUGAAAGAACAAGAUAAAGGAUGAGAAAAACAAUUUAAGGAAACAAGCACUCGUCAAGCAACAAUUGAUUACAGCAGAACGGUCCAAAACUCAUUGGUGCCAAUGAAGGAAAAUCACUAUGUAAACAGGGUGUCUUGCCAUGAAACGUUGGGUUUGUCCUGCCGAGACUUCCCCGGAGCAUCAUGUCGCAACCGACAGAACCCGGCACUUCCCUGCCCGUGAUCGACCUAGCUGGCCUCUGGACUGGUAACUAGUGUGUGUGUGUGUGUGUGUGUGUGUGUGUGUGUUUGCUUAUUGUUGUAUCUCCAAUAAAUGCGGCGUAUCGUCUUUUCCCCUGAGAAAGAUCCCGUGUGCUGCUUAUAAGCAUAACACCAAUACCUCAGUUUACAGGGCACCUUCUACACACCUCGUGGCUGUGCAGUCAGACAGUGCACACCGCGGCCAGCCAAGGAGGCAGCCUGCAUCUCUCUCGUGUGGCACCUGACGGGUUCCUCCCAUUGGUGAGGAGAGGCCUGUGAGGGAGGAGAGGUGACAUUAAGGGGGCAGAGUUAAGGUGGCAUCUGCUGCUCUUGCAACAACGCCGUUUGGCUGCAGAGUUCACCAACACCGUGAGCGCUUGGGCAAAGGUGGUAAAGUCCCCCAGGCUCUGAGCGAGGGCUCGGAGAUAGCAGAUAAGGCUGGGGGAAGCAUUUGGAAGUUACCGGAAAUUGUUCAAAGCCCUAGACGUCACCUGAGGCUAGGGAAUAAAAGAGACUCUGCCUCUACCCCAAGCUACUUUAGAGAGACGGCUUCCCAGCUGAAGAGAGAUGGCUUUUCAGAGAGGGAAAUGCACACUGGUUUCCAGUCCCAAAUCUUAGAAACCUCAUGUGAUUAACCUCAAAAUAUUCACCCACCCCACCCCUCCGGCUAAGGAUCAUGCGUGUGGCACUCCAGAGAAGAAUGAUUGUGGGGGAGGAGGGCCACAAAAAUCUGGCUUGGAAUGGAAAGCAAGUUACAACUUUAACUGUGGAAUUGCGAGUGUGUAUGUGUGUGUGUGUGUGUGUGUCUCUUUCAGAUGCCUGUGGGGGAGGGAAUGAGAGUGGUGUGGAAUUGGGUUUAAAUGCUCCCUUGAAUUGGCCCCAGAGUUCCCUUCCAGGAUUGCUCCAAAUACAGACACCAGAUGGCCCGAGAAGUGGGGGCGGCUUUCGCAGAAUAUGUUGGGGAUCACGAUCUGCCGACUGUCACCCAAACUCGCAGAUAUGAGGCUGGCUCAUGCCAGGAAACAUGCACUGUUCAUUUCAGCUCCUGGCAUCGGUGAUAUCCAGGGGAACUGGAACAGUGUGUGUGUGGGGGGGGGGGGGGGAGUGAGAGCCACUGAACCAAACUGUAAACCCUGCAUGUGAUGGAGACCACAUCACGCCGGGGGGUGCGGCAGCUCCCCCAGUUCCAGUACCUAUGGCGGUGUCUCGUGUGUGCCUGCCCCUGCCUCACCCCUCUGAUCACGUCCCUCUCCCGGGCGCAGACUUUCUAGCUCCCAGCGGAGGGUUCCAACAGCCAGGGGGCACUUCCGGGUGCGCUUUAUUCAGAAAAGAGGAUUUUAGGAGGUGAAGUGAGCUUGACAACCAACCCAUCGGAGUCAUGUCUAGACGGUCUUGUCUACAGGGAGUGAGGGGAAAAGCCACUUAGCUUAGAUCUACUGAAUCCGCUGCAUGGCUCCCCAGGGUUUUUAUUUUAAUAUCCCUUGGAGGUCCCCAUUGAACCCAGGUCUCCCGUGUGCUGGGCGCUGCAUGGACACAUGGCGAGACAGUCCCUGCCCCAAGGAGCUUACAGGCUAAAUAGACAAGACAAAGAGUGGGAGGGGAAACUGAGGCAUGGAGCAGUGAAAUGAUGUGACCAAGCAUUCAAUUCCCUGCUCUGUAGGACUUCAGGCAAAUCACUUCGGCCCUGACCCUCAAAGGUAUUUAGGUUCCUAACUCCCUUUGGAAUCCCUUUGUGGCUCUGCCCUUAGCUUCCCUGGGCCUCAGCUCCCCGUCUGUAUAGUGGGGAUAACAGCCCUGCCCUGCCGCAUGGGUGUGUGUGUGAUAUCCAGUUAAGGUUGUGGGGGCUCAGAUGCUCCGGUGCUGGGGGGCUGCUAAGGACCUACAGAAUGGUCCUAAUUGUACGGAUGGGCCCAGGGAGAUUAAGUCUCACAGGAAAUUGAGCACUUACCACUAGGCCAUCUUCCCUCUCCUUGGACUAGGGGGUUUGAGUCCCCCUCUUGUUCCUUCAGCUUGGCUGUGGGGGGAAGGGGGUGCUCCACCCAGGGGGGAUGAGGCAGAGCAGAGGAGUGGGGAGGCAGGUCAAACAGGCCAGUUUGAGGGGAUGGGGAAAGCCCCAGAAUGACCUUGCUGGGGAGUUUUUGCUCUGACGUCUGCCCCUCAGCCCCACCUCUGUACUCUGGGGUCACAGCCGCAGCCCCUUGGCGUGCAGCACUGUGCUAGGAUCCACAGAGACAGACGCACCCUAUGGAAACUGCACGGGCAAUAACGCCCCCUGUCCCUCCACCCUCCGCGCCAGCCCUCCACUCCCCACAGCAGCUGGCAGGAGCGAAUCAGUGCAGGCCCAGGGCCUCUAUCUAAGAGAGAAACAUGAGCAUCUUUCUCUGCGUGUCUCCACCAGCCUGGAGAUCUCCGCCGUCCUGUAUCGGAGACGGGCUGGGGCCUGUCACAGCAUGGAGAGCGGAGAAUGGAGGCCGAGACCUUCAUUCUGUCCUGGUUUUCUGGGACCAUGAUGAGAGGCAGACAAGGCAGAUCCCUCGACCCAAGAGUCUUUGCUGGGAGUUGGAGCCAAGCUCAAGCCAACCUCUCUGUAAAGGUUAGGAGCACUCAAAUCAGUGGCCACCAUCAAGUAGGUCUUUGAUCUAAAGACCAUCACAAGCCUGGUUAAAGCCGACUUGUGCACUAACUACCCUUCUCUCAGACAAAAUAGGAGGAGCAAUUAAAUGCCCUGUUAUGGAGUGAUAGUUAGAAGUAAUAGGAGGCUACUGUCCAAGGCACUGGUCUGCGUGACAAAGCCUGAGCAGGGUUAAGCCAUGUGAUCUGAGGGGCUUCCCUGAGCCUGGUAAGAACGCAGUUGCUGGGGUAUUGCUUGGCAAGCUGUUUGCGCGAGUAAGGUGAGAAAUCCGGCGGACAGUAAGGGAAGCAGUCCUGAGUGUGGCCUGGAGAAGGAGCAGAGAGACACCGCUCCUUGAGCACAGAACUGAUUGAGGGCUCAGACUUGGGGCUUUCCGAGCAAAGGUCCUGCCUGUGUCCAAGGGAGCAGGACUGUGUAAAUAAACAGGAUUUCACCAAAGCAAUACCUGACCCCUAUCGUCCAUUUCUCCUGCUAACAGCAACAGCAAGGGCCUGGAUGUUCGCUACCGUCCCCAGACUCCUGUUUUCUCAGACCCCUCUGUCCUGCCAGGUUGUGGCCAGCGCUGGUCGUAGCAGCCCUCUGGGCCCCCAUUCCUCAAGAAAGACUCUUGGAGGAGGAUUUCCAGCCCACGGAGCACACUGGAGAGAUUUGGACGAGACACGUGGGGCCAGGCUGGCUUUGUAGUGAGACAGGGAGCCGGGGGCUCCUGGUUCUGUUCCCAGCUCUGCCACUGACUGGCUGUCUGAACGUGGGCGAGCCACUUCCCCUCUCCGUGCCUCAGUUACCCCCUCUGUGAAAAGGGGCUGAUGCUCUGUGCUUCCCAGGGGGGCGGGCGGCUCUGGCCAAUCGUGUGUAAAGGGCUUUCUCUGAGCACUGGCGGGGCUGAUCCGUGGGCAGCAGGAUCCGAACUGAACCCACGCUCAGGAUCCGCCACACUCCGGAUCCAUCCCGCCCCAUUACUCUGUCCCUCCCUAGUCAGGCCUGGCUCUGCAGCGCUUUCCCUUGCAGCCACGCUUCCUCUGCCCCCAGUCUCAAUAGAGGGGAAGCUGGACUGGCACAGGGCCACCCUCCUCCAGCCUUGGUGGCCUCUGCCAGGCUGGGACGCUCCAGAGAUGAAUUUGGAUCCUGCCCAUGUGCUGGCACCUGCCUGCCAGCUUGGCCCACCCACCACUCCUGCGGAUCCUUCCCAGGUGUUGGGGCACCCCAGGGAUCAUUCCCAGGGGGAGGACUGGGCGUGCAUCACAGGUGCUUUGCCCGCUGCGUGGCAUUGGUGGGGAACAGAGUAGCAGGAGGUGGCAGCUCGGGGGGUAGGUUGUUCACUGGUCCCGUAUCCAAGGGGCUCGGCAGCUAGGGAAGCAGCAGCGAGGAAUACGGGCGACAGAUCUGUCGGGUGUUGGACAGAGACGCAGGAUGUGUCCCCAAUUAGCCAGCUGUGUGCGAUCCCACCGAGGCCUGCAGCCCUGGAGAUGCGAUGUGCGCGGGAACAGCUGGCCCAGAGCUGCCGUGGCUUUGACUGGGACCUUUGUGAUCACAGUGAUCAAAAUCAGAGCCCUGCCCCUCGCCUUGGGAUGAUGGAGCCCAGACACUGCCGAUGCACCCAACCUGCAGCCACCCCCAGUGCCGUGCCAGUCCUGACCCCCCCCACACACCCCACCCCUGCUCUUCCAGUCCUGGACCCCUUGCCAGCUGUGCCAAUGCACCUGAAUCACAACCCAGAGCUCCACCAGCUGGUCCAGCCCGGGAUCCCCACGCACAGCUCUGCCGAUGCCCCUCAAUCUCGGCCUACUCCCGAGGCCAAGCAAGACCAUGUGGAGGAGCCUUUUAUCCAGACACUGCGGGGUGCAGCCCGAGCGGGGCCACCUCAUUCUUCAGUUGGGCCCAAAGCCAGCUUAACCUGGCCACCAAACUGAGAUCGUCAGCCUGGGUCGCUGCAGAUCUCUGCGUCUCCCGGCCGUGUGCCUUCCAUUGCCUCCCCGUCACGUGGGCACGUCAGCUCCUUUGCUGUCGAGCAGAGCCCGGGCCGGGUGCAAAGCCUCGUGCGUGGUGCCAGGGCCCAGAAGCGAACCCUGGUUCAUGUCUUCUCCUCAAGGUGCCGGGGAGCGUCGGCACAGGGGACCGAGAGCGCGGGAAGGGGAAUAGAUUCAUUCAUCCACUGGUGGGAGGCUAAAAUUCCUCUGCUUCUCCCUCCCUGGGUUUAGAAGCGGCUGCUUCUGCUGUUGGUUUCAGAGGCUUCUCUCUCUCUCUCUCUCUGUGUUUUUCAUGGAGGCGUCUUUAAUAUUUAAUGUCUCUUUCCACUGGGGACUAGGACUUUGCGCAGACUUGAGAGGCCAGAGAUGCUCGCAAGAACUGUAACUGACGUCAUUCCACUAAUAGCAUCCUCUGCAGAGCGCCCCAUUCCACGCUGCCGUCUGACCGGGCUGGGCCCAAGCCUUGUAAGGGCCUGAGGAUUACGGCUGCUGAGCCCCAAGGCGCAUGGACCGGGAUUCCCAUGGAGGCUGCGUUUCUAAAACACCCGGCUCACAGACGGCAGCUCUGACCUGCCGCAGGAGAGCCUGGAAGCGCCAGUGACGUGGCUACGGCCGAAACCGAAACCGACGCGUCUCUUUUCCUUGCACAAAAUGGCCAAAACCGUCAAGAAAGGGCAGAAACGCAGCAAAGUGAACUGGGGGGUUAAAAUUCAUUCCCUUGCUGCGGGGGGGGGGGGGAGUUUUAUUUUUGGCUUCCCCUGGGCUUGUAGCUUAGUGGCUCUUCCGGCUAGUAACCAGCCCCCGGCUAGAGCGUAGCCGUGCAGUUAGAGCACUGGCCUGGGAAUCAGGAGGUCAGAGUUCAAUUCCUGCCAUGAAUGUGGGUGCCUGCUCUGUGCCUUGGUUUCCCCAUCUGUGAAGCGGGGAGGAUUCUGCCUCCCGGGGAGAGGGAUUGUGCGGCUUGAUUCAUCAAGUGUGUGCAGCGCUUUGGGAUCCUGUGCGGACAGGGGGGAUGACGCUGUUCCAAGCUGGUGCUGUUGUGGCACCAGGGAGUUGAGUGCAGCUCUAACCACUAGGUGCUGCUGCCUCCCACACGUAGAAGGGGGACAAGCCCUUAAUCCUUUGGCUGUGUAAUUCUCUUACAUCAGCCCUUCCCGCCCUGCCGUGCAAUUCACUGCCAUUGACCCGCUGUGUCAUGUGGGGCCCAGAGACACCUCAGCCCCACACCGGAGCGGGUCUGCAUCCGCUGCUCUCUGCCUGGCAUAGAAAAGCUGCAUCCAUCUCCCCUCUCUCCUGCACACAUCUCCCAGGACUCCAGUCUCCUCCUCCAGCAGCAGCGCCUACAUCCUGCACUGAUUGGAGCUCUAUAAUUACCAGCUACCGCCAGGCUGCUGCUGGACCCAGUUCCCCUGGCAGCUCCGUCGCGGGGGCGUGCACAGAGGGCGGGGGGGGAUCCCAUCGCAGCUGCUGGUUCACUAGGAAUUACGAUGCUGCCAUCACCUCUCACCCACCUCCAGGCGCAGGGAUGCUUUGAACAGGGGCUCCUGGAGUAGAGUCCGCACAGCCCCCCCACGCUACUCAGUGCAACCCUGGGGCUGGAGCCCAGGCCCCCGAUGGCUCCCCUUUAGGGGUAGCAAUCGCUGCUGAGUCCUAUCGCUCUGGUCCCCCGGGGGGGCCAUGGCAGCAGGGUCCUGAGGGUGGCAUCGCAGACUCAGCACCAUGUUCCGGAAGAAGGGGUCGGAGGGAGGCGCUCAGGACACCAGCCUGCUCAUCGCCCUGGACAAGAGCCGCUCCCACCUGUCCAGCGGCUCCUCCGGCACCGUCUACAACGGGGUGCCCUACGCCGGCUUCGAUGAAGAGGAAGAAGACGAUCCCAUCGACGUGCACAGUGACGAAGGCUACAGCCCCAACCUCAGGGGCAACUACUUCCGAGAUGGGCAAACCAAGAUCGACUUCGUGCUGGUCUGGGAGGAGAAGAGGCGCCCCCCGAAGAAGAGGAGGGGGAAGUUGGCUUCCCACGAGGGCAGCAGGGAGGCAGCCCCUGAGGCCAGAGACGACCGGCCACGCGGGCACCACGAGCAUUGGAAGAGGAAGUUCCUCAACAACCUGAGAAAUGCCGGGCUGCUGAUGGAGAAGGAGGAGACGCUGAGCGAGCGGAAGACCAUCCACUACCUGAAGCUGAGCGCCCCGUGGGACGUGCUGGUGUACUACGCCGAGGAGCUGUGCAUGCGAGCACCCCUGCAGGCCCAGCCCAACCCGGACCGGAACAGCUCCGCCGAGGUCCUGCGGAGGCUCUGCAUCCCCAACGCCCUGCAGCAGCACGUCCCCAACAAGCCGGCCGACUAUUACACCUGCGCCUUCCGCAGGUCCAAGCUGGACAAGUUCCUGGGCAGCGACUCCCGGGACUCCUACUUCAGCAACACCCAGAGACAUCGCAUCGUCUAUGAGAUCCUGGCUCGCACCGUCUAUGGGAAGCGGAAACGCGCCGAGAUCGGGAUCAAUCGGCUGCUGAACGAGCGGGUGUACACCGCUGCCUUCCCGCUGCACGAGGGCCCCUUCGAGACGCCUGAGUCUGAGGUCCCCGAUGAAGCCCUGAACCCUCGCCAAGUCCUCUACCGCUUCUGGGCCCAGUGGGGCUGCUGGUACCGGUACCAGCCACUGGAUCACAUCCGCCAGUACUUCGGGGAGAAGAUUGCCAUCUACUUCGCCUGGCUGGGCUUCUACACAGCCUGGCUGCUCCCUGCUGCGGCCGUGGGCACCGUGGUCUUCCUCGCAGGCCUGGUUGCCAUGGGAACCAACACGCCAGCGCAGGAGAUCUGUGAGAGCGGAGGCCAGUUCCUCAUGUGUCCGCUCUGCGACACGUGUGAGACCUGGAACAUCUCGGAGAUCUGCCCCAUGGCUAAGGUCGGGUACCUGUUUGAUCACCCCGGGACCGUUUUCUUCAGCGUCUUCAUGUCCUUCUGGGCCGUGACCUUCCUGGAGUACUGGAAGAGGAAAAGCGCCACGCUGGCUCACCACUGGGACUGUAUGGACUUCCAAGAGGAGGAGGAGCGGCCCAGGCCCGAGUUCGCUGCCAUGGCCCCACGGAUGGAGCAGAACCCCAUCACGGGGCUGAAGGAGCCGUACUUCCCCAAGCGGGACCGCCUCUCUCGCAUCCUGACGGGCUCCAUGGCCAUUGUCAUCAUGCUGGGCGUGGUGAUGAUCUUCCUGGUCUCCGUGAUCAUGUACCGGGGCAUCGUCAGCGUGGUGAUGUAUCACACGGGCAACGCCAUUCUCAUGACCCAGGCUGGGAACAUAGCGAACAUCAGCAGCAGCCUGGUGAACCUGGCACUGAUCCUCCUUAUGAGCCAGGUCUACACCUCCCUGGCGGAGAAGCUCACCAGGUGGGAGAUGCACCGGACCCAGACCCUGCACGAGGACGCCUUCACCUUCAAAGUCUUCAUCUUCCAGUUUGUCAACUUCUACUCCUCCCCCUUCUACGUGGCCUUCUUCAAAGGCAGGUUUGUGGGGUACCCCGGGCAGUACGGUACGCUGCUCGGCCUGAGGAACGAGGAGUGCGGCCCCGGGGGGUGCCUGAUCGAACUGGCGCAGCAGCUGUUCAUCAUCAUGGUGGGGAAACAGAUCAUCAGCAACGUCCAGGAGUUCGUCAUCCCCAAGCUGAAGGCCUGGCGGCAGAAGCGCAAACUGGCCAGGGUGCGGGGCGCGCAGAUCAGCCAGGAGCCCCCGCGCUGGGAGGAGGACUACGAGCUGAUCGAGUGCGAGGGGCUCUUUGAAGAGUACCUGGAGAUGGUGCUGCAGUUCGGGUUCAUCACGAUCUUCGUGGCUGCCUUCCCGCUGGCCCCGCUCUUCGCCCUGCUCAAUAACUGGGUGGAGAUCCGCCUGGACGCCCAGAAGUUCGUGUGCGAGUACCGGCGCCCGGUGGCCUACCGCGCCCAGGGCAUCGGGGUCUGGUUCCUCAUCCUGGACGUCCUGGCUCAGAUCUCUGUCGUCGUCAACGCCUUCCUCAUCGCCUUCACCUCCGACUUCCUGCCCCGGCUCCUCUACCAGUACGAGCACGACAGCCAGCUGCAGGGCUACGUCAACUUCACCCUGGCCUACUCCCCCCCGCGCUACCUGGCCACCGGCAACCACACCCUGUGCAGGUACAAAGCCUUCCGGGAUGCCAAUGGGAACUACACCCUCUUCUACUGGAAGCUGCUGGCCGUCCGCCUGGGCUUCAUCAUCGCUUUUGAGCACGUCGUCUUUUUCUUCCUGCGCCUCAUCGACUGGCUGGUGCCUGACGUCCCGGGGUCGCUGGAGCUGAAGAUCAAGCGAGAGCGCUACUUAGCCAAGCAGGCGCUGGCCGAUAACCAGGAGGUGCUGCUGACGGUGAGUCGCGACUCAGCUUCGCCAGCAAGCAGCCUUUCAUCCAGCGGCAUGAGCCAGUGGCGCCGGCUGGGAGCAGCCCCCGGAGGCGUGGCAGAUGGGAAGGCAGAGCUGGCUGGGGCCGGGCCCCGUCCACACUCCAUCAGGUGACUUGCCACUGGCAGGGCGGGAAGGGGCCGAACCAGAGCUGUCCAGGGGGGCCAGGAAAGCGGCAACGCCCCACAGACGACCUUCGACCUCCAGCGUGCCAGGGCGAGGCUCGUCGGACCCGGAGCCGUGUGCCCGGCCUGGGUGUAGGUAAUGAGGCAGCUGGCGUGUGAGGAGUAUCCCGAGCCCGGAGGAGGAAGCUGUCGCUGGCUGUCGCUGCGCUCCUGGCUGAGUCAGCCCAGCGGGCCCCUCGCUCGCCCCCAGCCUGCGAACGCUUUGCUGCCUCCAAGACGGGCGGUGAUGGGUCCAAGGCAAUCGGCAAUGGGGGCCCCAUGCAUCCGGCUGACUCUGGCCCAUGCCGCGGGACCCUCCUAAUCGCUGUGAGUGGGGCUGGCUGUCAGCUUCAAGGUCACCCCGUUCAGAGGCGAGCGGCCCCGGGGCACAGAGCAGCAGCUGGAAGGGUGCACUGAGAAAUGCACUGCAAACGCGGCCACGCAAACGCCCCAGGGAGGAGCAGCGAGACCCCCCUGCUCUGCCCUGUUGUGCAUCCUCCCGCAUGCACACGGUUGGUCUGAGCCCCAGUGGGCCCAUCGCCCAAGGUGCUGGUGCAAUUUACGGCUCCUGUCACGGCCGCGCGGAGAUACCAGUGGGGACAGAGACCCUGUGCCGGCUUUUCCCUUCCUCUCGGAAUCAGUCUGUCAGCCCCAGCUCACAUCCCUUCUGAGCCAAGAUCGUCCAGAGCGAGCUGGGCUGGCCUCUCUGGGGGUCAUGGCUGCAAGGGGUGUGAGGCGGGCAGGAGAGGCAGGGGGCAACAAAUAGACGCCAGCAGCCAGUGCUACACCCAGGCCUCUGUGUCUGUCACGUCCUGUCCCCCUGUCAGAACCAGGCUGUCAAUUUCUCACACUUAGAAUGUUUGUGGAUUGACCCCACCCUGGCGAUAGUGAUGAGCUCAGGUCCUUCCCAAACUGGGCUACACAGACCUUUCCCUUUGCAUAGGGCAGGGGUCCCCAACGCGGUGCCCGCGGGCACCAUGGCAUCCAUGUGCGCCUACCUACUGGCUGCCGGAGAAGCAGCUGCCGAAAUGCCGCCGAGAAGCAGCAACAUCAAGAAGCGCUACCGCCGAAAUUUGGCAUUUUGGCAACGAUGCCUCUUGACGUUGCCGCUUCACGGCGGCAUUUCAGUGGCUGCUUGUCCGGCGGCCACGGUCCUCGGCGGCUAGUCAUCCGGCGCCCGCCCCGCGGAAAAGGUUGGGGACCACUGGCAUAGGGUACUGGCUCAGUUCACAACAGGGGACACAAUUAGUCAGACCCCCAAGGAGCACAUACCUUGUUAUAACUAACGAGCCCAAAGCUCCAUAAAGGCCAAAGGUUUUCAAGCCCUGAGGUAGCCCACUGACACGUAAUCACGCAGCGGCACUACGAGAUGAAUGAGAAACGGAGCAUCUCAGAAGCCCUGAAUCAGGAGCCCAAAGAACCUGAAAUAUGGUGACUUCAAUCAGAUGUUUUAGACCCAUCCUUUCCGUAACGACUGGGCUGCAUAUCCGUAUUCAGUCCCUUUCUGGGGCCAGCUAAGGUUUGUCCCUGUCCAUUAUCCGUGCCCGGUGUCCACAACCAAACUGCCACUCGUUAACAUUGAUCAUUUGCAUGGAUCAUUUCUUAACAAUCCCUAUACAUCCGUACAGCCGAACUAUCUAGGUACCGCCUGGUUACCAAGCUGCCAGACUCCGAGACGCCCUGAUUGCAAAAGGGGGCCUUGCAGAAACCAGAACUCACCACCUGGGGUUACGUUCUCAGGCUGGAAGCACAUGAGCUAAAAGCCCGGCUUUAGCAUGACUAAAAUCCAGCCUUUCCCACGGAGACAGGCAAAGCGUAAAGCCCCCAAUUAUUUGUGUUCGCCAACCAUGUUUCAAUCUAAUAGCCUGACAAAGCUACUACCACUCUACCCCACGUCUCGACACUUAGAGCAAGUUACGGUUGUGCAUGGGACGGGGUGAUAGGUCAACGCAGGGCUGCGCGGGGGGGAGCCAGGGCCAUGCACUCCCCUGCCCGUUAAGCCAAUUGCAGCUGGCUCCAAGCUGCAGCCACCAAUGACAUGCAGCUGUUCCAGACCAGCCCCGCAGAGGGGCAGGGAGGGGAUCAUUUUGAGGCUAUAGAAAAGCUUCUACCAUGGUUUGAAUGUCCUCCAUGUGCAUGCUCAUUCCCAAGGGGAGCCAUUGAAGGAGGACGUUCCCUGCCCCGCUCACCUGCAGUCCCACUAGGCACCAAUGGGGGGUGCUGCAGGGUCAAGUCAGAUGAUGCGAUCGGUGGCGUGCCAAGCUCUGCGGCCUCUUCCAAGUCCUUCGUACGUAACGCUAGCGACGCCGCUGAGCCUGGCCGGCCUGGAGCGUGCGCCCCAGGCCCCGUAGAGCUCCUUGUCACGCUGUAUGUGCAGGGGCGGGAAUAAAACCUGGAAUG